Molecule: messenger RNA, 1100 nt
Organism: Octodon degus (degu)
Lineage: Eukaryota; Metazoa; Chordata; Mammalia; Rodentia; Octodontidae
Gene: Csf3
Product: colony stimulating factor 3
Exons: 5
Coding region: 404-1030 (208 amino acids)
Biological process (GO): positive regulation of cell population proliferation; immune response; positive regulation of myeloid cell differentiation
Cellular component (GO): extracellular region
Molecular function (GO): growth factor activity; cytokine activity
Source: RefSeq, a predicted model, not a curated record
CCCAAGGGGAGGGGCUGUCUGGGGUCCCCAGCGAGUACCUGUGACCAGCCUCAGCUGCCCCUCAGGCCUCUAGGACUUCCCUUCGUGGCUUUGUCAGUUUCUGGUCAAAGCCCCCGGGGCAGCUGAGCCCUGGGGCGGGGCCUGAGUGGAGGAAGAGAGUUUGAGGGGGACCAGACGUCAAAGAAGGAUCAGAGAUUCCACAAUUUCACAAAACUUUCGCAAACAGCUUUGUGUCCCAACCCCUCUGCAUUGUCCUGGACACCAACAAAUUUGCAUAAAUCCUGGGAAGUUAUUACUAAGCCUUAGUAGCCCCAGGUAAUUUCCUCCCAGGCCUUCAUGGGUUCUGUAUAAAGGUCCUCCAAGUGGGUCUCAGCCACAGCCACAGACCAGCUCCCUGUAGCUCAUGGCCCGCGCUGCUGCCCAGAGCCCCGCCAGGCUGAUGGCCCUGCUGCUGCUGCUGCUCCUGCUGCUGAGGCACAGUGCCUCUGAGGCCGUGUCCCUGGACCUCACUAGCUCCCAAUCUCUGCCUCUGCUCCGUAGCUUCUUGCUCAAGUGCUCAGAGCAGGCACGGAGGGUCCACGCUGGGGCAGUGGCCAUGCAGGAAAAGCUGUGUGCCACCCACAGACUAUGCCACCCGGAGGAGCUCACACUGCUGGGCCACUCUCUGGGCAUCCCAUGGGCUCCCCUGAGGAGCUGCUCCAGCCAGGGCCUGAAGCUGACUGGCUGUCUGCACCAGCUCCAGGCUGGGCUCUUCCUCUACCAGGGCCUCCUGCAGGCGCUGGCAGGAGUCUCCCCCCAGCUGUCCCCCACUGUGGACACACUGCAGCUGGACAUCGCUGACUUUGCCACCACCGUCCGGCAGCAGAUGGAAGAGCUGGGGGCAGCCCCGGCCGCGCAGCCUCAGCAGGGCACCGUGCCCACCUUCACUUCUGCCUUCCAGCGCCAGGCAGGAGGGGUCCUGGUGGCGUCACAGCUGCAGAGCUUCCUGGAGCUGGCCUACCGUGCCCUGCGCUACCUCCUGGGGCCAUGAGCAGCUCCCACCCUUGUAUUUAUCUGUAUUUAAUAUUUAUGUUGUAUUUAACCCUCAUAUUUAAAACCCA